Molecule: messenger RNA, 528 nt
Organism: Neurospora crassa OR74A
Lineage: Eukaryota; Fungi; Ascomycota; Sordariomycetes; Sordariales; Sordariaceae
Exons: 5
Coding region: 1-528 (175 amino acids)
Source: RefSeq, a predicted model, not a curated record
AUGGCACCAAAGAGAACUAUCCAGAGCCUCUCCAGGCAUCUCCUCUCCCAGUCCGGUCGCAAGGCCUUUGUGGGAGAAGCCGGCUCGUCACGGUCAACGAAGGUCUUCGGUCGAACCAACCCGCUCAAGAUUGUUAACACUUCGAGGUUCCAUCCGUCUGAAAUCCAGAUCGGAAGAUGGAGAUGUGUGCCCAGGUGGGUGUUCACCCCUCUUGUCAACUCACUCGCAUCUGUUUGGAACAAGCCCACUCGACAAGCUCCCGAAACUCGACCCAGGCCGCUACGUCGCAUCUCUCCCGCUGUUUCCAAUGUGACCAUCUUCUUCUGCGGGUCCAUCGGAUACGGUUCGCGCUCCCUGAUGGUGUCGUCCCACACAUCUGACGCCCCAAAUUCAGAACAACCCAAGACGGGAACGACUCAAGCAUGCCUCAGAAACCCCUCACAAGCACCUUGUCCUCUCGCAAUGAGCCAGCAGCUACCGCAGUACAAGCGGCUUUUCACCGAACGGGCCACCGCUGCUACAAUGUAA